AUGGCGGCGCGACAGUUACACACCGUCCGAGUCCUCCGCGGCAGCACGACCUGUCAAGCUUCGUUUCCAUCUCUCGGAGCUCUCCCAGCGCUCCGAACCCGACAACUGCAAAUAUGCCCUCAAGGCCGAUGCACACCGAUACAUGACGGUCUCCGGCUCCAGGCCUUCGUACGAUACCAAUCGACCGAACAAGGCCCCGGGAAAUCGCGGCCGAUCUUUAGACAGCCCCCUCCCCCAUCAAUCGGCGCCAUCCUUCGCAAGGCGUUCGACUUCUCUGGCCUGUUCUCCAUGUUUAACAAGGGCGGCUUUCGGAACGCGGCUCGCCAAAACCCCGGCGAACUCAUAUUGGCCAUUCUAACACUCGGUGGAGUAUCAGGUAUCGUCCUCUACACGGUAUACCUCUACUUCAACUACUUCAACGCGCCGCAGUUCACAAAGUUCCCCGACCCCAUCGCAAAGUCGCUCCGCCGCGCCCUCUACUACACCAACAUCAAGCCCGAUCCCAAGCUAGCGCAAAAGUACUACAAGCGCGCCCUCGAGCAGUGCAAUGAGCUUCGACUCGACCCCUUCUCGGACGAUGUUCUCGGCAUCAGGAUACAAACCGCAGCGUGGCUGGAAGGCAUUGGGAAUUAUAGCGGCGCCAUCAUGGUUCUGGGCGGCAUCGUCCAGGACUGUCUGCGAUGGGUGGAUUGGAUGGAGAAGGGCGUGGCGGAUGGCUCUCUUCCCAAGUCUGGCAAGGUCCCUAUUCCUAAGCCACCUGCCGAGGAUCAACAGAGCACUCCCCCUACCGGAGAUGCUCCUACCGAAGAAGCUGAGGUCGAAUACCUCCCCGAGAAUUUGUGGAGGAAACGAAAUAGGCUCCUCGCAAAGUGUGUCGGAACCAGUGUGAAGCUGGGCGAGCUGAACGCCGAUGAGCACGUUCUGCAGUCGGAGGAGUCUCAGUCCCGUCUCACCUGGGCUGUGGAGACUGCUCUUAGGGAGUUCAAGAGGCGACAUGACGAGGGAGAGAAGGAGGAUGAAGGUCCCUGGAUGAGCCCAACCGAGAUUGGUGGUGCUCUCGAAUCUCUCGCCCGGAAUUACGAGAAGAAAUCUCAGUUCCAGCUGGCUAUCCCGUUGCUCUUCCAUGCCCUCCGAUUAUGCGAGGAUCCAUGUCAUAGACCCGUUCUCAUGAACAACUUAUCCGCAGCCUUCGCCCAACAUACACCUUUCCUUCCCCUCAUCGUCCCCGCACCUCCCACAGACUCGUCGCAAGCCGACCCAUCAUCACAACAGCCGCCCAGUAGAGAAUACCUCCUCCAAUCCGCCCUCAACUGGGCCACCAACGCCUACACCCACGCCGUAGACGUCAAGGGUGACGCCCGGACCAGCGAGUGCGACGAGGCGUGCGCCGUCGCCCUGUGCAACCUCGGUGACAUCUUUGCUAUGUCGGGGAAGCCCGCCGAGGCGCGCCGCAACUACGAGCAGUGCAUUAGGAUGAGCAAGGAAUUGGAAUUCCCUGAAGGAGUUAAACAGGCGCAGGCCGGAUUGGAUCGUCUGGGUAAGACGUCCUGA
Scedosporium apiospermum is the source of this 1551-nucleotide messenger RNA. RefSeq lists its product as uncharacterized. Gene Ontology annotation, biological process: protein quality control for misfolded or incompletely synthesized proteins. Gene Ontology annotation, cellular component: i-AAA complex. The record is from RefSeq and is a predicted model, not a curated record. Gene Ontology annotation, molecular function: misfolded protein binding. The coding region runs from base 1 to 1551 and encodes 516 amino acids. Lineage: Eukaryota; Fungi; Ascomycota; Sordariomycetes; Microascales; Microascaceae. The transcript has 4 exons.